GUCGACCUGGGGCUGGUGUUUUGACUCUUGACUUGAGGAGCUCCGGCAGUUCUCGUUGUUGGAAGGAGAUUCCUGUAGAAAUUUUUAGUUUUUGCUCCUGUUGUGCUAUUGCUUCGCUAGGAAUAAUUUUCUUUAGUUUAGUUGCUUGGGCGUUUAUUCAGCAGGAGGGCGAAGAAAAUGUCUGACCAAAACGGUGAUUCUCCUUCGUUCCGUGUGCGAAUGGCUCAACGAUCGAAUGCAAUUGCUGGCUCCGCUGCAAUGCACGGACAGAACCCCAUGCAACAUGGGUUGGUUGGGUUCAAUAUCCUCAGAAGGGCUCAUUUCAAUAAGGGCUCCGCAUUCAGCUUGCAAGAGCGACAGAUGCUUUGCCUGCACGGUCUCUUGCCACCGCGUGUGAUGGCGGAGGAUGACCAAGCGGCACGCAUCAUGAACGGGUUGCGCAAGCGAAGCAGUGAUUUGGACCGCUACACCGAUCUCAUGGACCUGCUCGGGCGUAACGAGAAGCUCUUCUACCGUGUCCUAUGUGACCACAUUCAGGAGCUGAUGCCCAUUGUGUACACUCCGACGGUUGGAAAGGCUUGUCAGGAAUAUGGAAACAUUUUCCGCCAGCCCAAAGGUCUAUUCAUCACCAUCCACGACCUUGGUCAUGUUGAGUCUAUUCUUGCUAACUGGCCAGAAAGAGACAUCAAGGCCAUUUGCUUCACAGAUGGUGAGCGAAUCCUUGGUCUUGGUGACCUGGGCUGUGAUGGUAUGGGUAUCCCAGUGGGCAAGCUGGCCCUCUACACUGCCUGUGCUGGUAUCAAGCCACAUAACUUGCUUCCAGUCAUCCUGGAUGUCGGCACAGACAAUGAGGAAUUGCUCCAGGAUCAAUUCUACAUUGGUCUUCGGCAGAAGCGUGACCGCUCUGAUCGUUAUGAUGCUCUCAUUCGUGAGUUCAUCGAGUCUGUUAUGGACUGGUUUGGACCCACAACUCUGCUGCAGUUCGAAGACUUCGGCAAUAGAAAUGCAUUCCGUCUGUUAAACGAUUACCGCGAUGUCUGCUGCACUUUCAACGAUGACAUUCAAGGUACCGCUAGCGUUGCACUUGCUGGUAUCUGCGCAUCGCUGAAGCUGACCAAGAAGACACUGGCUGACAAUGUCUUCCUGUUCCAGGGUGCUGGAGAGGCUGCUAUUGGUAUUGCCAUGUUGAUUGUGGCCGCACUGAAGCAAGAAGGUGUCAACGAGGAAGAUGCGAGAAAGCGCAUCUGGCUUGUGGACUCAAGAGGAUUAGUUGUCAAGAACCGUGCAAAGGGUGGAAUUGAGGGAACUCACAAAGUUCCUUUUGCUCAUGAGCAUGCGUAUAUUGAGACCCUUCAGGAGGCUGUGGAAGUAUUGAAGCCAACGUGUAUUGUCGGUGUAGCAGCUGUGCCCCGUGCAUUCACAAAGGAGAUCUGUGAAACAAUGGCCAAGAACCACGAGCGACCCAUCAUCUUUGCGCUCAGCAACCCCACCAGCAAAGCCGAAUGCACUGCAGAGGAAGCUUACAGCUGGACCCAGGGCCGAUGUGUAUACGCAUCAGGCAGUCCGUUCAAGGAUGUCGAGUAUGAAGGCAAGCGCUUCGUCCCCGGCCAGGGUAACAACUGUUACAUCUUCCCUGGCGUGGCACUCGGUAUCAUUGCCUGCCAGGCCAGGCACGUCACAGAUGAAUGCUUCCUGGUCGCCGCACAGUCCCUUGCAGCCCUAGUCGAGGAGUGCGACCUGACGCUAGGACGCGUCUAUCCAUGCCUGGACAAGAUCCGCGAGGUCUCGACGCAAAUCGCCAUUGAUGUUGCCCGACUCUGCUACAAGAACAAGUUGGCGUCGGCUUUGCCCGAGCCUGAUGACCUGUCCAGCUUCAUCCGCAGUCAUCAGUACACGACCGACUAUGAGAACUUUGUUCCCGACGUUUACUCAUGGCCAAAUGGCAAGCUUUAAGUGCUUCCGUCACAGACCCCUUUCUUUCUGUAUAUAGGCAGUGUGUACUUUUGAAUAGCUGUGUUUGAUUUUCAUAGCCGUUGUUACUUUUUCAAUUUGGCACAGACUUUGUGCCUUUUAGGCAAGCCUUUUGCAUUCUUUUGCUAGCUCUUUUCCUAUAUUUUUCCGUCAGUAUUUGCAUUAUCCACAACAUUGCCAACAGUUGGUGAGAGUGCUUUAUUACUUGUGAUUCUUACUCUUUUUUUAUGAUUCUUCUCUGCUGGCUUAAUAUCGGCUGGCAGUUCGUGAUAUCCUUUCUCUCAUCUUUUGUGUCCCUUUUGGUCAGGCUCUGUUACCUGGACUGCAGGAUCCUCUUCUUGUUGAAAAAUGGUGCUAAGAAUCUACUGGAGUUGGUAUUGGAUUAGUAAUAUACUAUUAGAUAUAGUAUAAUUGGUUCAAUCGUGCUAAGUACCAUUCAGCGCAUCCUUGGUGGCGUUGAUAGACUGUCCUUUUUUUCUUUUUCUCCUGGCCUUGCAGUGUCUUCCGUUGUAGUAGUUUUUUUCUUCUCCUUCCUCUUUUUCUAUCAUUCUGAUGUAGCGUUGGGUUUUGGUGAGCUGUGAAAACCCAGCCACCGCCCUUACACCGUACUAUUGCAGUAUCAUUAUUCCCAUUCCACUACCAUGAAAAUUAAUAUUUAUUGUAUACUUCAA
Messenger RNA from Sycon ciliatum, 2642 nucleotides. RefSeq names its product NADP-dependent malic enzyme-like. The transcript has 12 exons. The record is from RefSeq and is a predicted model, not a curated record. NCBI's taxonomy places the organism in Eukaryota, Metazoa, Porifera, Calcarea, Leucosolenida, Sycettidae. Gene Ontology annotation, cellular component: mitochondrion. Gene Ontology annotation, biological process: malate metabolic process; pyruvate metabolic process. Bases 178 to 1953 code for a protein of 591 amino acids. Gene Ontology annotation, molecular function: NAD binding; malate dehydrogenase (decarboxylating) (NADP+) activity.